Quercus lobata is the source of this 2520-nucleotide messenger RNA. RefSeq lists its product as uncharacterized. The record is from RefSeq and is a predicted model, not a curated record. The coding region runs from base 43 to 2520 and encodes 825 amino acids. The transcript is spliced from 5 exons. Lineage: Eukaryota; Viridiplantae; Streptophyta; Magnoliopsida; Fagales; Fagaceae.
UUCUUUUUGCUUCAUUAUAUUGCAGGAGUUGGCAAAAUAGAGAUGGGCAAUGAGAUGGGCAACAAUAACACAUCUGGUCUCAAAGAAGAGGAUAACACAAAUGCUAUAGAUUGCAACGUGUUUCAAGAAGCUGCUGAUGCAGAUGAUGUCAAAGGAGGAGAUGAAACAGUUCCAACGAAUGAAGCAAAAGAUUUUCAUGAAAAAGUUACAGGGUUAGCUUCUAAUGACUCAACAGGAGCAAAAGAUACUCACACUGCAAAAGAGACAUCAGGUGGAAGAGAGCAAGAAGAAAAUGAAGUUCUUUUUCCCACUGAAUCUCCAAAAGCAGUAGUGAAAGCAAUUGAAGCAAGUAAUGAAGAAAAUCAUGAAGUCCAACCAUCUUCUUUGCAGAAAGGUUCAGAUGUUAAUGAGAAGACAACUGAAUCAAAUUUUCAAGAGACCCUAUUGGUAAGAAGUGAUCAUCAGCUUCAGAAGCAAGAUUCCAUAAAUGAAGAGCAAGAAGAAAAUGAGGUUCAUUCUCCCGCUGAAUCUUUAAAAGCGGUAGUUAAAUCAGUUGGAGCAAGUGAUGAAGACAAUGAAAUCAAAACAGCCUUUUCACCAAAAGAUUUAGAUGUUCAUGAGAAGCCAAUAGAUUCAAAUUUGAAGAAGAAUCUAUUGGGAACAAAUGAUCAUCAGCUUGAGAAGCAGGCUUCCAUCAGUGAAGAUGAAGACGAAGAUUCAACUCUUAAUACUAUAUCUACACCACAUGAUCCAGAGCCUCAACAAUCUUUACAUUUAAAGUCUAAUCAACUUGCAUUAGAUAAAGUUAAUGCUGACCAAUCUGAAGAAGAAGGCUGUAGAUUGCUGCACAAAAGUAAGGAUAUUCUAGGAUCAAGUUUUAUAUGUGCUAAUAAGAAUAGUGACCCCUUAGGUCCUAAUUUGUCAAACAUUCUGGGUGACAAUCCCAAUGUGGAAAAUAUGGGUGACUCAUUAGUAAAAGAAGCACCGUACCAAGAAGAUAAGAUGUCAUUAAAAGAGAAAAUUGAGAUUAUAAAGGGAGAUGAGAUAGGGAUUGGUUUGAGCAAUCUGCCAACAAUAACAUCAGACACUCCGAGCAUUGUUUUGAACAAAUACAAUGGGGAGUUAUCUACUGUAGCCAAUUCGAUUAGGAAUGAUUCCUUGAAUUUAAAACUUGAAGCUGUUCUGCUGGAUAGGCCAUUAAACUCCCAUCAAGAAGUUUCUGAACCUGAGGACAAGUGCAAGGUUCUUACUGAAGAAACAAAAAUAGUAGGAAGUGGAUCAGACAUUGAAGAGAGGCCACAUCAGUACAACCCAACUCUGUUCUGUGAAGAGCCAAUGGAAGAAAAAAAUACUGAUGAGGUAAAUGAAUCCCAAAAGGAAUUUAGGAAGCUUGGGUCUGAAAAUGAGGACAAGCUUGUUUGCAACCAGAAUAAGAAUUCUGAUGGAAACUGCAAGGACUCAGAAGGAGAGCUUUCGGUGGUUGCUGAACAUGAAUUGGUUACUGUUACAGUAGGGUUGAUUGUCACAGGACACAGAUGUGAAGAGGAGCAACAAGAAGAGAAGAAAAUUCUGGAAGAAACAGAGGACAAAGCAGAAGCUUCAUAUGCCACAGGAAAUGAUACAGAAGGAAGUGAAACCUCAAGACAAUGUAGGUCUCAACUACUUCCAAUUGAACAGGCAGAAGCUUUGCUCUCACAGUCUCCUGCUUCUAUAGUCCAGUCUGAAGUUCACAACCAGGCCACUACAAUAGCAGCUGAGACUAUUAUUCAAAGCAGCAGCAUUGAGCCAAUCCCUGAGCUGAAGCAAGAAAGCUGUGAUGAGUUCUCUGUUGUGAAAGCUUCCACUUUCAAUUCCACAAGCUUGAACAUAGAAAAUUUAAUCUCUAUAGUUGAGUUGACAGUAACAGAAACUAAAACUUCAACUGGUCAUUCCAGUGUAGAAGGUAUCAAAGGUGAAGCAUCUGCAUUUAUAAAUGGAAGUACUGAAGCACAAGAAAGUACGGGAAGGCUUGGCUCUGAGUCCAGUUCUGAUAGCAUGAACACUCAUGUUCAUAUGCGAAAAUCACCAAGCUUUGAUCUUGAUCUCCGAAUUGAAGCUAGAGGCGAAGAGUCAGAUCAAAUGCCACUACUGUUUCAGGACAAGGCUACAAUGGAGAGCUCAUCAGGCCAGACUGAUUUUAGUCUUGGAAACCCGGUUGCACAUGUUGGGUACAAGCACAACCAACACACGUUACAGUAUCAAGCAAUGCCUGUGGAAGAGAAAGUUAUCACAUUGAAAAGAAGUGAUUCUGAGAAAUCGAAAACUCCAUUCCUAGGCUUCUUGAAGGAAGAGGAAGAAGCUCAAUUUGUAGUCACACCCCCGAAACAAGAAAACCAUGCUGUUUCCAAAAAGGCAACUAGAGAAUUGUGUAACCUGUCUUCUGAAGAAGCUGCAUCAACAGCACCAAAAGGUAAAGAGAAGCGCAAGCACAGGUCUUCCUUCUUUGGCAACUGCAUGUGCUGUGCAACAGUGAUUAAUUAA